AUGUCUUCCCGUCCUCCAGUCUAUAUUGUCUCCGCUGCCCGUACCCCACUCGGUUCCUUUCUAGGUGCACUUUCCAGCCUGACGGCCCCCCAGUUAGGUUCCCAUGCGAUCAAAGCUGCACUGGCAAGAGCCCCUGGAAUCAAUCCUGAAGAUGUAGAAGAAGUGUUCUUCGGUAACGUCUUAUCCGCAAAACAAUGUGCUCUCGGCGCUGGACUCUCAGACUCCACUGUCUGCACCACCGUUAACAAGGUGUGCGCGUCCGGACUCAAGGCCGUCAUCCUUGGUGCGCAAACCAUUAUGACCGGUAACGCCGAUAUCGUCGUUGCUGGCGGUGCUGAAUCCAUGUCGAAUACCCCCCAUUACAUCCCUAAUAUGAGAAAUGGUGCCAAAUAUGGCCACCAGACCCUUGUCGAUGGAAUCAUGAAGGACGGCCUGUCCGAUGCUUAUGGAAAGAAGGAACUCAUGGGUCUUCAAGCUGAAGAGUGUGCUGAGGAUUACGGCUUCACCCGGGAACAGCAAGAUGAGUAUGCUAUCAGAACCUAUGAACGUGCACAGGCCGCUCAAAAGUCGGGGGGUUUCGAUUUUGAGAUUGCCCCGAUUGAAAUCCCCGGCGUCAGGGGUAAGCCAGCGACGCUCGUCGAGAAAGAUGAAGAGCCGAAAAACCUUCAUCACGACAAGCUCCGCGCGAUUAAACCCGCUUUCAUUCCUAACGUUGGCACCGUCACUGCCCCCAACUCCUCCCCGCUCAAUGACGGUGCGGCCGCUGUUGUUCUCGUCUCCGAGUCCAAACUCAAAGAACUCAAUCUGAAGCCCCUCGCCAAAAUCCUCGGCUGGGGUGAUGCUGCCAAAGCACCCAGCAAAUUUACCACCGCUCCGUCCCUCGCUAUCCCCAAAGCUUUGAAGCAUGCUGGUGUCGAACAAUCUGCAAUUGAUGCUUUCGAGAUCAACGAAGCCUUUAGCGUUGUUGCACUUGCCAAUUUGAAACUCCUCAAUCUCUCAGAGGAUAAGGUUAAUAUCCAUGGUGGUGCCGUUGCUUUGGGCCAUCCACUCGGUGCAAGCGGCGCUCGUAUUUUGACGACUUUACUUGGUGUUUUGAGAGAAAAGAAGGGCAAGCUUGGCUGCGUCGGCAUAUGCAAUGGUGGUGGUGGAGCUAGUGCCAUGGUUGUUGAAUACUUGCAGUGA
Uncinocarpus reesii 1704 is the source of this 1182-nucleotide messenger RNA. RefSeq names its product acetyl-CoA acetyltransferase. Gene Ontology annotation, molecular function: acetyl-CoA C-acetyltransferase activity. Gene Ontology annotation, biological process: fatty acid beta-oxidation; ergosterol biosynthetic process. NCBI's taxonomy places the organism in Eukaryota, Fungi, Ascomycota, Eurotiomycetes, Onygenales, Onygenaceae. The coding region runs from base 1 to 1182 and encodes 393 amino acids. The record is from RefSeq and is a predicted model, not a curated record. The transcript is spliced from 5 exons.